Molecule: messenger RNA, 1313 nt
Organism: Aphanomyces astaci
Lineage: Eukaryota; Oomycota; Saprolegniomycetes; Saprolegniales; Verrucalvaceae
Exons: 3
Coding region: 1-855 (284 amino acids)
Source: RefSeq, a predicted model, not a curated record
AUGUCGGCUGCGUCAGGCGCUUGUUCUGCGGCAGAUGCGUUGGACGUGAUGAUGCUGGAAAGCGCCGACAAGAAGCUCAAGAAACGUGAAUACAUGCGCAACAUCAUGCGGUUCUAUCGCGAGGAGAAGCGGGACGAGUUGGACGCCCUCAAAGCGCAGGUGGCUGCGUUGCAGUCCGAGUACAAGUCCCGCCUUCGGGCGUCCAAACGAGAUCUGCUGCUACCCUGGAGACAAGUGGCGAUAGCGUUGCGAGACGACCUCCAGGAUGUUCAAAACGAGCGCGCGUCGCUGCGGGCCAAAGCGGCUGCCCUGGCGAGCCUCAUUCGCACUUCCAAGGGCUGGGUGUCGACCAACCUCACUUCCAUGCAUGCGAUCACGCCGACAUGGAGAAACGUGACGUUGGAGCGCGACGAGCAAGCGAGGGAGUUGGGCAAGGCGUGGAUCACCAAGCAAAUGUACCACAACACCGACCGCAUGUUCGGACAGUACGCGUACCCGCCGGUAACAUCCUCGGACGAGUUCUUCGACAUCGGGGUCGACAACACCGACGUGAGCUUCCAGUACCACCACCGACGUCAAUACGCCGUGGACGUUCCCAUGGAGUGUGUCCUGGACGCAUAUAAGCGCCACCUUUGCGCCGUGCUUAUGAUGGACUGGUACGGAUACCAAGCAAACCCGACGCUUACAGAAACGAGCGGCAACACGACGCUGCACCAGCUGUCGGCGGACGAGUGGAUGAACUUGGUGACUGGCGAGUUCCACGACCAUGAUCGGUGUGUAUUUGUAGUCCAGCAGGUUCAACAUGACGCGGCGAAUCCCACGACCCAGCGGCAGCGGAAUCGCAUGAUUUGGUAGACCGGGGACGAGGAUAGGAUAGGUUAAUGUACGUUUGUAGGCUAGACAUGCGACCGAUUGCAGGCGGUAGGACCCUCGUGCGGGUGCUGUAUCGGUUCGACCAGUACUUUGAUCCGUCGGGGUUUGUACCGCUGGAAGAAGAGGCGCUGAGCUGGGGAUGCGACCUCCAACACGUACGGGACGACCAGAAAGAGCGCACGUUUCACUCGUAUUGCACCAACCUGCUCGUGACAAUCAACGCCAACCACCAGGCCAAGAUCAACGCACACCUUACGACCAUCAUGCACGCUUCCUUGCAAUGAAACCAGCCACACGACAGCUUACAUGUGGUACAUCAUGUUGUGAUUGUGAAUCGACACAACCAAAUAUGUACAGAAGAAUCGGUAAAAGGGUUUAGCCAAUCAGAUUGCGAAACCAUCGAAUUAGUGUGGGAAUUCAAUUAGUGUGAUCCCAAGCAC